AGUGCUUAGGGCGCUUACACUGACAGAACCAGCAGAAUUCAGUGCACUGAAAGUACCCGGAUGACGCACUGCAAACGGUCAAAAAAUGCAGUGUACAACGAUGGACACUACUCGCCCUAAACGGGCGCCAUAUUGGCUACGUAGCGGAAGAGGAGGAGCCCUUUCGGCAGCUUUUCAUUUGUAAAAUAAUGGCGGACGAAAUGACUCGCGAGCAGAUUCGCCUUAGAUUCGCGGGUGUCACAAUCAGAUUUGCGUCCGUCACUUCCCGCCAAGUGGUUAACUUAAGUGUUCCAUUUGAGACAGCACUACUCAGCGACAGAUGUACUUAGUAAAGUGUACUUAGUAAAGUGCGCGGUAGUAGACACAGCCUCAGUGUCACUGUCGAGUGUAAGCGAGACAAAGGGGGCGGGGUAAUGGCUGCCCAGACGUUCAUUUGGCCAACCGGCCUUGGGGAAAUGGAGGACGGCCAACUGUGUCGCUCAGUCUUCUGCCUACAUUUUCUUAGUAGUUAAAAAAAUUAUAAGGCAAGCGGCCCUCCGGCCCAGACGUGUCUCGGCCCACCGGGAAUUCUCCCGGUGCUCCCGAUGGCCAGUCCGCUGUUGGUUGAAGGACUUUUACACGGCACCCCUGCUCUCAUCAGACGGCACCCCAUGGUGCCGCGGCACCCCGGUUGGGAAACACUGAGAUAUAACAUCCUCUCAUUUAUUAAGAUUAGGGCUCUGCAGGCAUAACCAUUCCAUUUGUAAACCAUACAACAAUAUAUUUGCCUUUGCUAAUUGAAUCAUCAAAACAUAAUGGCCUAGGAGUUUGCUCUUUGUUUCUGUCAUAACCAACCAUUAUGAUGAAAUGACAUUUGAGAGUCCUGGAUGUUAACAAGUCUCAGAAUGGCCUUCCCAUGAUGACUAAUAUUCACCAACCUUAUAGGUCAGGUGUCAGGUGGCUGAGCGGUUAGGGAGUCGGGCUAGUAAUCUGAAGGUUACCGGUUCGAUUCCCGGCUGUGCCAAAUGACGUUGUGUCCUUGGGCAAGGCACUUCACCCUGCUUGCCUCAGGGGGAAUGUCCCUGUACUUACUGUAAGUCGCUCUGGAUAAGAGCGUCUGCUAAAUGACUAAAUGUAAAAUGUUAUAAACAGAGGUGAGCAGCCCAGACAGAAUUCUACCUGCAUACCAGAUUUGUCAGAGAGAAACUAGGCGUUAUUCAAAUGGAACAAUAACCACAGUCCAAGAUAGACAUGGAACAGUAAUACUUUUUUAGGGUUUUUCAGUAUAACACACUGAGUCAUACCCGUAUUGCCAUGGUAGGAAUUGCUGUUGGUGGGUCACACUGUGUUCAAGCCAGGUAAUCUCGUGAGGUCAUCCAAUGUCAAGUCAGUGAGGUAUAACAGAAGGACGUAACCAAGUCAUCUCUCGUUGGAAUAGAGUGUGGCAUGGCUUCUACCCAGAAGGAUAUACAGGUUACACAUGUUACAGUAUUACUGGCCUCCAAGCCUCCUGUGUGUAAAAACACCAUCAGAAUCUAACAACAGAGAUCUAUAGACUUUGAAGUAAACUGCAAAAGGAACUUUGAAGUUUGAAAGAAUUUUAGGAAAUCUAAGGAACUUUUGCAGGACAAAGAUUCCAAGCACAAAGAGAAGCAACAUUGGAGUGGCUCAACAGCAAAAAAAUGAACGUUUUACAGUGGCUCAGUCAAAGUCUGGAUCUUAAUCCCAUUUAAACUCUGUGGCACAAUUUGAAAAUUGCAGUCCACAAGCCAUGACCAACCAACCUGAACCACUUGGAGAAAAUCCCAGAAGAAAGAGUAUGGAUCAAUGCGAUGGCUGGAGUGUGAGGUGCCUUGCAGGCACUGGUGAGGAGAGAUUACUCUGACAGGCUCCAUUCAACUGGACGCUCAGCCCCAAGGCCCUGCAUUAACCUACCAUGCUGAUGCUACAGAACGAGGACCUCUUUUCACAAGCUAUUCAACAUCUGAAGCACUCAACAACAUCCCUGAGGUACUCACCUAGACUACUUAGGCAUGAGCACUACAUAAACACUGGCAAUCUGGGAAGGCUAUCUUAUCUAUCUGAUAUCGGCAAGUGUUGUCUGUGACUGUCAUUGUAAUUCAGAACCAGGUAGAUGCUUCUGAAUGCAGUAAUACUAUAGUUACAGUUUUUCACAAUUGUUAAAACACGUUUCUCAAAACAAUAACGGCUUUCUCAAAACUGCACACACAAAACUGAAAACCUCACACACAAAAUGCUAAACCUGACUUUCCUGACCUCCCUUUGCAAGAUGACUCUUUGCCAUCAAAUCUCUUACCGGUUCGCAAAAUGGAACUUGUGUUCUCAUUUGGUACACACAGCCAUAUUUUCACACACACAUACCAUUCAUAAGAGUACACACGACUAAGCAUUUGCUGCACACUAACAAGCAUUGAAAACACAAUUAUAGAAAUGGAACACAGCAUAUUACAGUUUUUCUCAAAUGCUAAAACACAAAAGCCAAUCCUCUAAACCAAAUGACCAGUUGUCUAAACACAUUUACUAAAUCUAGCCAUCAUUUUCCAAUAUCAUAAACACAUUUCACAUGAAGACACAAUUCACAAAACACAAUCCUCCGUUCUCAUAAAUCUUAACACACUUAACACAUUUUUCCUUGUUAAAACACAAGUUGCAAAAGAACUCGCAUAUUCUCAAAUGAAAGCUCAUGUGAUGCAAAAUGCUUGCCACAGUCAGCAAUAUUUGAACACAAUGAACACACCUGGCGUCAUUCAUUACACACAACGACUCAAAAUUGAAGACACCUCUUGCUAAUGCUGUGACCACAUGUAUAAAAGCAAGUUCAGAGUGUAUAGUUUGCUGAAGAUUCCAAACAAACACAAUGGAUGAAGGCAGAGUUAGGGGAAGAGGAAUUCGAGUCAGAGGAGGGAGAAGAGCUGGCCUGGAAGACGACGACGGACGAGAUGCGAGCAACAGUCAUUGACCAUGUCAUUGUCCAUGGCAUGACAAUGGCUGAAGCAGGACUAAGAGUCUGUCCAAACCUGAGUAGGUUCACCGUGGCCACCAUUAUCAGGGCAUUCAGACAACACAACAGAGUUGAAACAAUGCCACAUAGAGGUGGGAGGGUUGCCAUAUUUACAGCGGCACAAGAAACCCUCAUUGUGGAUAUGGUUCGUGAGAACAACCUCAUCAGACUCCGGGAGAUCAGAGACAGUCAUUGCCGAUAAUGUCAACUUUGAGAGCAUUGAUGAUGUCAGCUUGGCCACAAUAGACCGAGUUCCCCGGCGCCAAAAGAUGCGGAUGAAACAGGUCUAUAGGGUUCCCUUUGAGCGCAACUCUGAGCGACACAAAGACCUACGUUACGAGUAUGUGCAAAGGAUAUUACAGUUGGACGCAAUGGCCAGACCUCAUGAGUACCUCUUCCUGGAUGAGGCUGGCUUCAACAUGCAGAAACUAAAGCAAAGAGGCCGUAACAUCAUUGGCCAAAGAGCCAUCACUGAGGUUCCUAGCCAACGGGGGGGUAAUAUUACUCUUUGUGCGGCCAUGGGUUUGGAGGGGCUUGUCCACCGGCGUGCUGUCCUUGGGUCUUACAACACCCAACGUCUCCUCACCUUCCUAGAGGAGCUAAAAGACAUCCUCCUGGACCGCCAACAACACCAUCCUGGGCCCGCACAUCACAUUUAUGUGAUAAUUUGGGACAAUGUACGCUUCCACAGAACAAACCUAAUCAGAGAGUGGUUCACCACCAACAGUAACCACUUUUUAAACGUCUGUCUGCCACCCUACUCCCCUUUCCUGAACAUAACUGGUACGCAGGUACGCAUGCGCGACACAAAUCAGGAAUGCGUAAUGCCACUUGUAUUACUACGCGCCUUUGCUUAGGCCUACUCGAUCUCGAUCUUGUCAACUAAACUUACACAUGACAUAUUGCUUGUCGACAACUACUGUCAGAGAUGUCCAAAAAACAACAAACAUUAAGUAGCUUCUUCGGCGUUUCACCACCUACUAAGAAACGCCAACUGGAGCCAGAGCCGAAGAAAAGACUUUUUUCGGAAAAGUGGCUCCAAGAUGUGCAGUGGCUUGAUGCUAAUGAUGAGCGCACUGAAAUGUGGUGCAAGAUUUGCCGAUCAAAUCCACAACUAGCUGACAAAACAGGUGCGUUUUUUAAAGGCUCAAAGAAUUUCAACCAUCCUUUAUUUGAGAAACAUGAUAAGAGCAAAGAGCACAUGAACGUGGCACAAGCCAUUGCUAAUAAACAAGCGAGCCGAGAAGAAAUCCAGUCGCCCACUUGCCAGAUGGCGAGACAAGCUGAAUGAAGAACAGCGACAAGCUCUGUCUAAUAUUUUUCUCCUCGCCUUCCAUAAAGCAAAACACGCACGCCCCAUGUCUUCCUAUUCUGAAGAUAUUCCUUUACUGAAGCGGCUAGGAGUAAAUGUCGGAGGUGCAUAUCAUUCACGUGAAGGUGGCACACGGAUCAUGCAGAGCAUCGCUUACACCAUUAACGGGGAGUUACGAGCCAAGUUGCAGUCUGCUGAAUUUUGGGGGCUGCUUUUUGAUGGAUCUGAGGACAUCACAAAAACUGAACAGGAAAUCGUUUACAUCGUUUCUGUGUCCAGCAACGGAGAGUUUACCUCGGACUUUAUUGGACUGAUUGAAUUGGGUGCUGACCGAACCGCGCAGGCCAUAACAGACGGACUUGUGAGACUUUUCCAUGACACAGGCCUAGAUGACUGGACAAAAAAGUUGGUCGCUGUAUGCACAGACGGGGCUGCUGUCAACGUCGGAAUCAACAACGGCGUUUUGCCAAAACUCCGGCGACUUGCUGCGGUUGGAGACUCCCUUGUGCACAUUCUGUGCACCGCACACACACUGGAGAAUUGCGCAAAAUCAGCUGAUCGCAACGUUCCUUACUGUGAGACAUUUAAUGGCUCUGUGGUCAAGCUGCUGCAGUUUUAUUUACAGAAAGGUGGAGCAAAAAAAACUGCUGCACUGAAGAAGCUGUGUGAAGAAAAUGGGAUCUCCUUUGUGAAACUGGGAAAGUUUCACAACAUAAGAUGGUCUGCAUGGAGGCAUGAAACACUGCUAAAAAUAUCAAGACUAUUGCCAGCCAUUAAAAUGCAUGGCUACAAGUGAUAACAGUGACUUGCAGCAUAUCUGCACAGAGCGUUUUCAGUGCUUUCUGUCAAACAUGCUUGACAUAGGCAACAUUUUGAAGACCACAUCCAUUAGGUUUCAGAAGGAAAAGCUGACCAUUGGAGAAUGUAAGGACGAACUCAUGGUGGCCAUUGGACAGUUUACACUUCUGCUUGAUGGGGAAGGCCACAGGGCACACACUGUUUCUAAUGCAAAUGCUGACAGAGACAAGACAAACUUACUCAGGAGGUUAAUUGAAGAGUUUGAAGUCAGAUAUAACUCCCUCAAGUCAUGUGAUCAUUUCUUAGUAUUUGAUCCCUCAACAUGGCCUCGGGAAAUGCAAGACCUCCACAGUUUUGGAAACACAACAGUUUGCAGCAUUCUCAAGAAAUAUGAGGCCACCUUGCAACUUGACAAAGACACCACUGUGACAGAAUGGAUGCGCUUAAAGCAGGCAGGAAAACGCCUGGGAUCCUCUUCUGUGUAUGACUUGGUCCAAAUAGUAAAUACAAGUAACCCAGAUGCUUACUCCAACAUCAACAAGGUGGUUAAGCUGUCUCUUACACUGCCUUUAAGCAGUGCAGCUUGUGAGAGGGGUUUCUCACAUCUAAACAUAAUAAAAACCAAGUACAGAUCUCGUCUGUCACAUGCUCGUCUCUCAGCCCUGAUGCACAUUCACUUGUCAAAGCAGACCACAGAGACAUUUGACCCAAAGCAAGCUGUCGACCUGUGGAUGGAGACAGCUAAUCGGAGGCUCAACCAAGGACAGGGAGGUGCAUCUGCAGCAUCUUCAUCAUCUACCAUGCAGGAAGCUGAAGCAGAGGACAGUGGGGGUGACACUGAAGAGGACAUUGGUGGCGACACUGAGGAGGAGAGUGAGGAAGACUGCACUUAUUAAGACCACGCUACAUAUGUGAAGAGUUCUUCUCAUCGUGGAGAUGGAAGGUUUAUGACAGACAACCAUACACUAGAGAUAACCUCCUAAGGGCAAUGGAACUGGCCUGUGUUGACAUCCCAGUGGAGGCCUUCCAAGGAUGGAUGCGCCAUUCCAAGGCGUUUUUCCCGCGGUGCCUGGCAAGAGACAAUAUGGCCCGAUGCAGCUCAGCGACAUGAUGCCGCACAGUGAUUGUGUGGUGUGAAUAAAGUAAAUAAAAAAACUUCACACCCUGAUCAUGUUUUCAAGAGUACUGUUGUGUGCAAUAGAUUGUUUUUGCAUUGAGUUGUGUUACAGUAGUGUACAUGCAGAAUUUACUAUAGAUUUAUACUCUUCAUAUGAAACUCACAAAUCUAAAUGCCUAAUCCUCUGCAGAGAUCUAAGAAGAUCCAUUACUGUAAAGUUUCUAAAAAUAUGCAUUGGCAGUUAUGAAACAAAGAACCUUCUCACAAAUUGAGCAUUGUGUUUUCAAUUGUUUUGCUGUAGUGUGUAAUGAUGUGUAUAGUGUUUACAUUUUCGAAAGCUUCGAGCUGCUCUUUUGGUGUGAAAGUUUGAGUUUUGAAGUGAGAAGGUGUGGUUGUGUUUAUGUAGCUUUAGAAAAGGGUGUUGUGUUUAGACAUUGGGGAACAUGGAGGAAACGUUUGUGAAAUGUGUUUUAGCAUUUGAGAAAAACUGUAAUGACAAUGGCUCUGGAGAAUGAGCCAUUUCUCCUUCUGUAAAAUGUCUCAGUGUAGGCCUACUUUUUUCAUAGUCAAACAUAAAAUAGCACACAAAUAUGCAGCCAAAAAAGUUUUAUUUCGGUACACACAGAAAACAUGCUGACGGUCUGGACGUUCCUGAAUGUAGCAUUGGUCAGCCAGGAUCCUAGUUUGUAUUUGUCGGAGUGUGAUAGCGUGGUUCUCACGAACCAUAUUUGGGUGUGCUUUGCCUUCGGCAAGGGCACAACCUUUGUUCUCUCACAUAUAUAUUUAUUUAUUAGUGUGUUUGCUGCAAGCAAAAACAUUAUUGUUAUUCUGCAUACUUAUUGGGUGUGCUUUGCCUUCGGCAAGGGCACAACCUUUGUUCUCUCACAUAUAUAUUUAUUAUUAUUUAUUUUUGCCCCCCUAAAUCUUCGUCAAUA
Osmerus eperlanus (European smelt) is the source of this 7163-nucleotide messenger RNA. RefSeq lists its product as uncharacterized. Lineage: Eukaryota; Metazoa; Chordata; Actinopteri; Osmeriformes; Osmeridae. Gene Ontology annotation, molecular function: protein dimerization activity. The transcript is spliced from 6 exons. The coding region runs from base 5096 to 6007 and encodes 303 amino acids. The record is from RefSeq and is a predicted model, not a curated record.